Molecule: messenger RNA, 1266 nt
Organism: Polyodon spathula (Mississippi paddlefish)
Lineage: Eukaryota; Metazoa; Chordata; Actinopteri; Acipenseriformes; Polyodontidae
Gene: rgra
Product: retinal G protein coupled receptor a
Exons: 7
Coding region: 96-983 (295 amino acids)
Biological process (GO): G protein-coupled receptor signaling pathway; phototransduction; visual perception
Cellular component (GO): membrane
Molecular function (GO): G protein-coupled receptor activity
Source: RefSeq, a predicted model, not a curated record
GUCCAUAUGGUUACUUAGGGCAGUCAGGGAGAAAGAAGAAAGUGGUCGAGUUGUGUAUUUUUAUAUGAUAUAUAAUAAAGAAAACGGUUUUUAAAAUGGUUACUUCUUAUCCUUUACCGGAGGGUUUCACUGAUAUGGAUGUGUUCGGAUUAGGGACUGCUCUUCUUGUGGAGGGUCUCCUUGGCUUCUUACUCAAUGGACUGGCGAUACUUUCUUUUUUUAAAGUAAAGGAAAUGAGAACUCCCAGUAAUUUUCUCGUUCUCAGUCUGGCUGCGGCAGAUAGCGGGGUUUCCAUGAACGCUUUUGUUGCAGCGUUCUCCAGCUUUUUGAGGUACUGGCCAUAUGGUUCGGAAGGUUGCCAGACUCAUGGCUUUCAAGGGUUUGUGACAGCUCUAGCCAGCAUCAGCUCCUGUGCAGCCAUUGCCUGGGACAGAUACCACAAGUACUGCACCAGAACAAAAUUGCAGUGGAGUACUGCCAUAACAGUUGCAGUUGUGGUGUGGGGAUGUUCUGCAUUCUGGUCUGCCAUGCCUCUGCUGGGAUGGGGAGAAUAUGAUUAUGAACCUCUGAGAACCUGUUGCACACUGGACUACACCAAAGGAGACAGAAAUUUCAUCUCCUACUUGCUUCCAAUGGCAUUUUUCAACUUUGUGGUUCCAGUUUUCAUCAUGUACACUUCCUAUCAAUCAGUGGCACAGAAGUUCAAGAAAACUGGACAGAAAAAGUUUAAUACUGGACUUCCGCUGAAGUCACUUGUUAUAUGCUGGGGCCCCUAUUCUCUUCUAUGUCUGUAUGCCGCUGUUGAAGAUGCCACACUUAUAUCUCCUAAACUGAGAAUGAUCCCUGCUAUCCUGGCCAAGACUUCACCAGCAAUAAAUGCUUUAAUAUAUUCUCUCGGAAAUGAGAACUACAGAGGUGGAAUCUGGCAAUUCCUGACUGGACAGAAGACGGAACCAGUUCAGACUGAUAACAAGACAAAAUAAACAAGUUGUUGAUUUGUUGAACUUCAACCUGUUAAUAAUGGAUGAAACUGACUUGUUGAACUUAAACUUAUGGUUAACCUGUCAUUUCAAUUGGUUCCACAUUGGAAGUCACAAAUCACCAUUUGUGUAUAAGCUAAAAUAAAGAUGGAUAAGAACUGUAAUCGAUUCCAUUCCCACUGUUUUAUCAGCAGUUAAAGUGCAUUAUGUUUUCAACAAGCUGCCUGUAAAAUAUGAUUGUUUGUCGUAAAUGUGAAUGUCAUUACAAAUAAACUUUAUUAUGUGG